Molecule: messenger RNA, 11189 nt
Organism: Scatophagus argus
Lineage: Eukaryota; Metazoa; Chordata; Actinopteri; Scatophagidae
Gene: kmt2ba
Product: lysine (K)-specific methyltransferase 2Ba
Exons: 36
Coding region: 104-9601 (3165 amino acids)
Biological process (GO): positive regulation of DNA-templated transcription
Cellular component (GO): histone methyltransferase complex; nucleus
Molecular function (GO): protein binding; DNA binding; zinc ion binding
Source: RefSeq, a predicted model, not a curated record
CCCUUUUCUAUCUCGCGCCUUUGCAUCGGCGCAGUCCAUCUUGCCUCUCAUAUCGCUGCUGUCACCCUUUGCCAGCGCGCCGUCCGUGUUGUUGUAGUAAAUAAUGGCGGCAUCGGGAGGUGGAUUAUCAUCUCCCGCUACCGUCGCGGGUUUGAGCAUCCAAGGGGUUGCCCGAGCUCGUUUUCCGGGCCGGCCGUGCACGGCUCGCAGCAGGCUGCGGUCGGAAAAACGUACCAGACGCGGAAGGUUGGGCUCGGACGACGGGGACCUGGCUGCCGGAGGGCCAAGGCCCGUAAACAUCGGCCUGGCGUUGAGCGAGGAUCCGUUCCUGCUGCGCCUGCUCGGGGUGGCGGAGAAGCACAGCCGGCAGAAAGAUGUGGGAUUCGACUCCAGCAACAGUGAGGAGGAGGAAGAUUUUGCUGGAUUUGGGACCACAAGAGUUCGUCAACAGAAAACUUCUGGCACUGUUCCACAGUCAUCCUUACUCAGCCAAGCAAAGUCUCCCCAGGCUUCAGACUCUUCUCUGGAACCAAAGCCUUUCAUUGGGAAAAUUAUACCCAAGACCCAAAAACCAGCUCUUAUUGGGAAAAUUGUACCAAGGGUCCCUAAAGAAGGCCAUGUUGUAAAAGACAGCCCAUUGAAAGACAAAGAAGUACCUACAAUGGUAAAGAAAGCGCAUAGCAAGCAGGUACCUCUCACUGCAAAAGCCAAACGUACAGAUGGGCAGGCCUCAGGUAGACAGAGUAGUACAAGAUCAGCCAGCUUUUCAGAGAAAGCAGGAAAAUCAGCAGACUCAGGCAGCACUCAAAGCCAAACAUCCAUUACCUCAGAUGGUGGCAGCAAGCAAGAUCAGGAACUGGGCACUCUGGCAGCAGUCAAGGGUACAAGAAAAGCUUCCAAGGUGAAAGAACGAGGAGAGGUGUCAGAGGACUCGGAUAUAGACCAAUCCCUGCCACAGAGACCUGUGAAACGCAUGAGGGGUUUCCGAAUUGGGAACACCAGACGCACAUCUCAGGCUGUUGCUUUGUCGCCCACAUCCUUUCACAAACGGCAAAGAAAGAGAAUGUCCAAGGGUAUGGGUGCCUCUCCAGAGGCUGGAGCUGAGGCUGGUGCCCAUAGUGGAGAGGAGGCAGCAAUGCCCCUCGAGUGUAAACCCACAGAUUCGUCUGUGAAAAAAACACAUAGAAGAGCACGCAAAUCUUUGUUUGGGCACAGGCGAAAGAUACCAAAAAAUGCUCCCAUCAUUAAACGUCCAAAAAUAGGUCGGAAUCGCACUAAGCGUGUUUUUUACACCUAUUUACCAGAGCCCUUUCCAGCCACACCAACACCGGAUGGAAAUGGGCAGCAGCCGCAAGGUCAGGAUAUCACUCCAUCAGUGGGUGAGCCAAGCUCGUUUUCCGAACAAGUCCAGCAGAGCUCAAACAGCUCCACUGCUGUAAGUGCACGGUCCUCCCGUGUUAUUAAAGUUCCAAAGAGGUUUUUGGAUGAAGAAAUUAUUCCUUUUCCAAGGGGUCCGCUGUCCACUUGGCUGAAAAGUCAACAGAGGGAGGACGGAAAACCAAGUCUGUCGUGUCUCGAGCCAAGUUAUGAUGACAACUCGCUGCAGUCAAGCAGUGACUCUAUGUCUGUGGUUGACAGUCCAUCAGUAGCAAAAAAGUUGUCACCAAAGCCCAGUCCAAGCACAAGCCACCUAGAGAUCUACAAGAACCUGAAGAAACUGACCUUGAAACUGGCAGAGAAAAAGAAAGGGGAUCCAGACACCGAGGAGUAUCAAACACAUCGUGGUGACAGUUUGACUUCUCAGGUCAAGAAGAGGCGGAAGUCAAAGCUAAUGAUGGAGGAGAUGGACUCUCCUGGUGUUGUGAGGAAACUAGCUGUGGUGGUGAACACAGAUGUGGAAUCGCCUGCAUGUGUGCCAUUGCAAGAUACAGGCAACAAUAAUGAAGAAGGAAUCAUGACUGGGGAGAGUCAAGAGCCAUUGGAUGUCAGUGGACCAAGCCAUCGAAUUGGCCUCAGUGGAGCCAAUAAGACAAUGCUUCACCUGCUGAAGAAAGCCAAAGUCCAGCUCAUCAAGAUUGAUCAGCAGAAGCAGCUCAAGUUGUCACAGCUGGGGUCCAGGGAAUCUCGAGUGCAACUACCAAUGACUGUAAGGAGGAGGAGAAGGAGGAGAAUUGCCGUUUCUCCCAAAGAUGCCAGUCCUCAGGAGCAGCCGCUGGGCGGUCCGAGGAUCAAACAUGUCUGUCGGGCAGCUGCAGUGGCUUUGGGGCAGCCUCGUGCCAUGGUGCCAGAUGAUAUUCCCAGGCUGAGCGCCCUCCCACUUCAUGAGAGAGAGGGCAUCACCUUUUCUCCCACAGCAGAAGAUGUGGCAGAUGAUGAUGAUGACGUCACUGAUCAGGGCAGGGCUCAGUGGGUUGUCUCUCAGGAGCACAUCCAGCGGCGCAGGAGGGGGAGGGGGAAAGGCCGUAGGUUCAGAAGAAGGAAGAUCCUGAGUCGGUAUGCGCGAGGGGGAGUCCGCUCCCGCCGCUGUGGACGGUGCAAAGGCUGUUUGAUAGAGGAGGACUGCGCAAAGUGUAUCAACUGCCUCGAUAAGCCAAAGUUCGGGGGGCCCAACACCAAGCGGCAGUGUUGCGUAUUUAAGAAGUGUGAGCGGAUUGAGAAAGGGAAGAUUGAGCGCAUCAUCAAACCAUUGAAAGUCCAGGCGAGGCGGCUCUCGGGCUCGGUGGCGGGCAGUGAUGAUGCAAACUGGAGCUUCGGAGAGGAAGGCGAGGGAUCGUCCUCAGUGUCGACAGGAGUCAGGAAACAGUCCCUGCGUAACAUCACACCACGCUCCUACAGCAGCCUGCUGAAGUCUGAAUCUGAAGAAGAGGGAGAAGAACUAGAGGACAAAUCAACAGUCAAGCCAAGUGUAGCUGCUGCCAGCAAAGAAGAUCUUGCUCCUCAAGAUGGUGAACCACAGCCAGACAACCUGCCGGCUGAGGUGGUGAAGCAACGCCGGCCAUUCUCCAGAGGAACCGGUGGCAGACCCCGAGCUUAUAAGGAACAGGAGAACAUGGAGGAGACGGAGCCCAGAGAAACUUUACCAGAAACCAGCCCAUCCAGGAGCCCAAUGCCGAAGCUGCAGCAGCAGCCACAAAUUCGCUUACACCGUCUUCCCGACUAUAUCCUGCAGUCUGCUCAUUAUAUUCCAGUGCAGUCAUGCCAGUGUCUGGAUCCGUGCACUGUAGAGUCACAUCUAUUAUUGUCCCGGCUUUUGAUAAAGCCUGCUGUUUCACAUUCGUUACAUUCAACAACAAAGUCUCCUGUAGAAUCUGUAAAGAGUCCUGUUUCCCUACUUUCUCCACAUCCCAUAAAAGACUCUCCAAAGAAAACCCUGCUGUUACGUUUGCACCGAUUGCCCGAGUCUGUGGUACAAUCAGCCUUGCAUUUGCACAAACACAUAUCCAUAUCAUCACGUCAACAGCACACCCUGUCCACACUGCACCCAUCUCCGGCAGAAGUUUUGUCAAACUUGUGUUCUCGGGGACAUUCAGACUCUGAGGUGCAGAAUCCAGAUAUUUUGACUGAGCCAAAUGAAGCUAACAAAGAUAAAACUGUGCACAAAACUGCGCAAGUGCUUCAUCAGACUGUCGGUCCACAAACAGAGUUUCAGGAGGGUACGCCAGUGGAGCAGGAGGACAGACGAGGGAAUCGGCCUGAAGAGGAGGAGGAGAAGAAUGAUUCUGUUAAAGGGACAGUGGUGCAAAACUGUCCAACAACUGACACACACUAUGUCCUUCGUUCCCAGAAUCCUGCAGAGUGUGCAUCAUUGAACACCCUGACGGGGUUAACUAAUGGAUUUCCCCAAAAGGGCCUGUUGCAGAACAAGUACAAGAUCCGCGUGGACUUCAAAGAGGACUGUGCUGUACAGAAUGUAUGGCUAAUGGGCGGCCUCAGUGUCCUCACGUCUGUCCCUACCACACCACAGCCUGUCUGCCUGCUCUGUGCUAGUAAAGGACGACACGAGAUGAUAUUCUGCCAGAUCUGCUGUGAGCCUUUCCACAGUUUCUGCCUCUCACCAGAGGAGCGCCCCAUGGAGGAGUACAAAAAGGACUGGUGUUGCAGGCGCUGCAAAUUUUGUCAUGUGUGCGGCCGGCGAAGCAAGAACACAAAGCCUGUGUUGCAGUGCAGGAGAUGCCAAACCUCUUACCACCCUGCCUGCUUGGGACCAACGUACCCUAAACCCAUAAACUGCAGCAUACCUUGGGUAUGCAUGACCUGUAUUCGUUGUAAAAGCUGUGGCGUGACUCCUGGAAAGACUUGGGACUUGGCUUGGAAUCAUGAGGAGGAUCUCUGUCCCGAUUGCACUCUUCUUCACAACAAAGGUAAUUUCUGCACCAUCUGCCACAAGUGCUAUGGCGACAAGAAACACACGCAGAUGAUUCAGUGUUCCUCAUGCAGCCACUGGAUUCAUUACACAUGUGAAGGACUUUCAGACGAGCUUUUUGGGUUGCUGUUAAACCUACCAGAAGAAGUGUCAUUCACCUGUCAGCCUUGCAGUAAGAACCGAACUGAACACAGCAGCUUGAAGGAGAAGCUACAGAGCAGGCUGUUAGCUGGGCUUGAGGAGGUGCUCACUGACCUCCUCUCCGAUGACACCACACAGCACCUCCUUAUCUGUAAAGCGUGUCAGGAAACAAACACCACACAUUUCGUCAGGAAACAGCAACCGGUCUGCGAUCUGCAGUCUGUGGAGCGUAAAUUUGAGGCGGACGGUUACACCUCAAUAAAAGCCUUCCAUGCGGAUGUCACCUCUGUGAUGAGGAAGUGGCUGAAGGAGGAGGAACUUCUCCCUGAGCAUGAGAGACCGACCAGUCAGGCCAGAGCGCGCUAUGUGAAACUGAUUGAGCAGGUUUUCAGCUGGUUUCCUGCACACUUUCUGAAAAAGUGGAACUCCUUCUCUGAGGAAUUUCCAAGUGGUAUGCUCCCUGAGGCGGUUCUCCCACCAUCUAAGGAGCACAGCUAUGCACAGUGGCUGGAAAGGACAUACCAGCCCAGGGAGUCCAGGGCCCCCCAGACAGGGAAAACUGACUGUCUGUUAUCUUUAGUCACUAUGCAGCAGCCUGGUGUACUGCACGGCCUCCCUCAGUAUUCACAUGGUGAUAUAAUGGAUGAUCUGGAAUGUACCAAGGCUGAAGAUAUGAGGCAAUGCACUCUGUGCCAGCAGUAUGGAGACUUUGCUCCCAGAGAUGCAGGACGGCUGUUGUACAUGGGGCAGAAUGAGUGGGCUCAUGUUAACUGCUGCCUUUGGUCUGCAGAGGUGUAUGAAGAGAAUAGUGCUCUUUUGCAAGUGCACAGUGCUGUCUCUAGGGGGCGCCACUUGCGCUGUGAUCGCUGCGGGCAGUCAGGAGCCACUGUAGGCUGCUGUCUUUCAACCUGCCAGAGUAAUUUUCACUUCAUGUGCGCUCGUGCCCAGAACUGUGUGUUUCAGCAGGACAGGAAGGUGUACUGCUAUAAACACAGGGAUCUUGUCAGUGCAAAGAUGGUUUCUGGAAAAGGGUUUGAAGUCCCUCGGCGGGUAUAUGUGGAUUUUGAGGGGAUCAAUCUCAGAAGAAAGUUCCUCACAGGCCUAGAGCCAGAAUCCAUAAACAUGACCAUAGGCUCUCUGCAGAUUCAGAAACUUGGUGUUUUGUCAGAGCUGUCAUCAAAUGGAAGGAUGUUGUAUCCUGUCGGCUAUCAAUGUUCGCGAUUGUAUUGGAGCACUAUAGACCCUCGCAGACGCUGCAAGUACACCUGUAAGGUGACAGAAGUGAGCACGCCUCUCCCUGGUGAGGAACACGAUCCGCAGUGGGACCAAGAAGAGAAUCACACCAUAGUCCACAGUCCCAGCCACCACAGAGAUAUGUCCCCGGAUCGUUUAAGCUCCUCAUCUAGCCCAAUAACGUCCACCACCCCAUCACCCAACUCUAAACAGCACAACACACCUGGAUGCAAAAGUCCUGGUUACACACAGACCAGGAGGCCAGCAGGAGGAUCAUCUCGACCUCUUCCAUCUCCAGGGACCGCUCCUCCUAAAUCACAUCACAUCCUGACAUUGAGGGACCUGGAGGACACCCGUCGGCCUCGCAGGCUCUCAUCAAGAAGUCGGCGCAGUUCCUCGCCAACAGACAGCGACCCAUCUCUACCGAUGACCCUACGCUCUGGUGGCACUGUGCACUCCAGAUGUGCGCUGUUCGGCUCUCCUCCAAGAUCAUCAAACUUGGGAUCAGCAUCGCCUCUUUUGUCACGACAGAACUCAACAUCACCAGUUUGGAGCUCCCCACCGAGAUCCAACUCCAGCAUGUCUGCAGGGCUGUCGCCUCGGCAGGGAGCCAUCACUCACUCCCCCAGAGGGAGGCAAAACUUCAAAAUCACCACUCCUGUUUCUGCAGAGGUUCCCCAAGACUUCUUAGCAUCGUCUGAGGCAGAAGAUGCGGCAGUGGCCACAACCAAUGGGAUCUCACUAGCCCCAGAUAACCUGGAGGAGGAAGUAGCCCACCUGAUGUCCCAGGAGCUGCCGUAUACUGUGUUUGACACUGACACAGAGGUUGCAGUGGCCUCCAUGCUCAGUGCGAAGCUUGACUUUGACGAGGCCCUGCUCACUGAGAAUGUGGCACUUCACUGUGGAGCACAAGGCGGGAGAGGAGAUGUGGAAGGUGUAGUGCCAGAAGUGGAAAUUCAAGACGAUAAUCAGGAGAAUAACUCCGAAGAUGAAGACUCAAGUCAUUACUUUAAGUUUUCACGUACAGUGGUGUGUGAAGCAGCAAGCAGCUCAGACGCCUCAGGUCAGCUCUCUUCAACACAGUCGAUCUCACAGUUGGAUGGAGCAGACGGUGGGUCGGAGAGCGAUGAAAGUGACGCAGCCGAUGAUGAAGCUCAGGAUACAAUAGGAGAAAAGGGAAAGGUCAAGAUUCACACCAACCAUAACACACCUACUAAACAAUUGACUGUUGCUCUAAAGAGACUGGAGUCAAUCUACCCCUUCUCAAAGUCAGGGGUUGAACAAAGAACAGCCGAGCCAGAGUUUGAGGAAAUUCCUCCACCACCUGAAAUUCUUGAAUCAGAUUACGCUAACGAUGACAUAUUAGUUCAGGAGGAAGAGGUCCAGAUGAGCUCUGAAACACCAACAUCUCACAACGAGGUGUUUUUGGGUUCAGCUGCACAACAGGAUGUUUUUUCUGCUGAAGAUGUUCCUGUAGUGUACCCAAACAGCAAUGAAUUUGAUGAUAAAGAUGAAAGUAGCUCGUCGACCGACUCACUUGGAACAUUUAAAGAUGAUUUGAAAGACCCGGACUACUCUCCAGAGCAGGAAACCAAAAAAUCUCCCACAUCACCAAUGAAAACCAUUGUUGUAAAAGCAAAACGUCUAACAUCAAACCUCAAACGCUUAUCGCCAAAACCGUGUCUUCCACAGCACAACCUGCCGUUGUCGCCUCGACCUACACAGGCUGUGAAUAAUGCAUCAGUUUCCCCUGCUGCUGCCACUUUCUGUGCAGUUCCACGCACAGUCACCUCCCCCAUUGUGAUCAACGGGAUGAACGCUCUGCCUAUUCAGCCUGGUGCCACAAGGGGCAGAGCCAUCGCCAUCCGCUUGGAUAACUCGAGGCCAGGAAGUCAGCAGCAAGUUGUGAUUCAGAAUCAAACUGCAGCCACUAGCUCACACCUGCCCCCAACUCCUGCACCUCAAGUCCUGCUGGUCAACCGUCAAGGCCAGAUUCUGAUCAAAGACCCGAGAUCUAACACUUAUCAGUCACUCAGUGCAAAUUCUCCUGCAUACAGUAAAAUAAGCCAAAUCGCCAAGAUCCUCCACAGUGGUAAUGUGUUUCAGCGCUCAGUCCCUCGUGUCAUAGUAAAGCCUCGUUCCAGCCCCUCUGCCACAAAUGCCCCACCUGCCGGUAACCACACACCUGAAAGAAAAAUCAUUGUCAGAAUGAUGCCUGUGAAAAGCAGCGAGACUCCAGGUCCCACAAGUCCUGUCAGUGUGCAGAGUGUUCCUGAAGCAUCUUUCUCCAACCUUGGACAAAGCACAGCCCAGGCUAUCAUUGACAGAGCCAUGGCUAGCCAUCGCGACACACCAAAGACAGUACCCAUCAUCCUCAGUAACACUCAAAAACCGAAGGCCAGACAUCGCAGACCGGCCAAGUUUCAGGAUGCAGAGGACUCUGAUCAGUCGCCAACUGUACAUUCCGAAGCUCCCAGUGGUUUUGUCAGUGAACCAAACCUGCAGCCGUCACCUGCCUCAUCACGCCACCAGGUGAGGGUCAAGAGAGUGUCGUCAGUGUCCGAAAGGCCCCCCAGGAAGAAAUCCAAGAUGGACUUUUUGAGUGAUCCCUCAGAUGAGCUGAAUGAAGUUAAUGAAGCCAGACCAAGUGGUGUGAGAAUGAAAGCUCCAACAAUGAAGGAUGUUCUUGACAUGGACCAGGAGAACAUACCUGAGAAGCCUGAGCAGUUGAGGAUUACGGCUCCACCACUUCAUACACCCUCCAGGCAUCCUCGGGCUGAGAGUCCUCCUACACACGCACAAAUAAACAGUAACAUUCGGGGUAAAACACACAUGUGGUUCAGCGCUCGCCAUGGAGACCUCUCUGAAUGGGGCCCUUAUUCAGGUUUUAGCUCAGAAGAAGAAGCACCUGUCCCCAAACACAGAAAGAGAACAUACAUGAACCAACCACACCUGCGUUUUGAAAUCACCAGCGAUGAUGGCUUCAGUGUUAAAGCUAACAGCAUUGAGGUUGCCUGGCGUGCAGUGAUUGACGGCGUUCUCGAAGCCCGCGCAGGCUUCCACCUGAAGCAGCUGCCUCUUGGCGGGAUGAGCGGCCCCCGGAUGCUCGGUGUCGUUCACGAUGCUGUCAUCUUCCUGCUGGAGCAACUGCAGGGUGCUGCAAACUGCAAGCACCACCGCUUCCGCUUCCACCGCUGUGAUGACAUCGAGGAAGAGCUUCCCCUCAAUCCUAGUGGCUGCGCCCGUUCUGAAGUCUACACACGGAAAGCGACUUUUGAUAUGUUCAACUUUCUGGCGUCACAGCACAGAGAACUCCCAGACAUAGUAGGGCCUUUUGAUGAAGAGGAGGAUGAAUUCCCACUGAAAUCUUCCAGACGAGCCACCAGCAGCGAGCUUCCCAUGGCAAUGAGAUUCAGACAUCUGGAAAAAAUCUCUAAAGAAGCAGUAGGAGUUUACAGAUCUGACAUUCACGGUCGCGGCCUUUUCUGCAAAAGAAACAUCGAGGCUGGGGAGAUGGUGAUCGAGUAUGCUGGAACCGUCAUUCGCUCUGUACUGACUGACAAGCGGGAGAAAUAUUAUGACAGCAAGGGCAUCGGCUGCUACAUGUUCCGCAUCGACGACUUUGACGUGGUGGAUGCGACCAUGCAAGGCAACGCAGCUCGUUUCAUCAACCACUCCUGCGAGCCGAACUGCUAUUCUCGCGUCAUCAACGUGGACGGCCGCAAGCACAUUGUCAUCUUCGCCCUGAGGAAGAUCUACCGGGGAGAAGAACUGACCUACGACUACAAGUUCCCCAUUGAGGAUGAGGAAAACAAGCUGCACUGCAACUGUGGGGCGAGACGCUGCCGUCGCUUCCUGAAUUAGAACAACCAAUAGACAUGCACCAUGUACCAAUGGGCACCUUGUAUGCUUCGCUUGAAUUCAGAAGACGGACCUUUGAUGAACUGAUAAAGCCAACAGUUAACAGCCACAAGAGUGAGGUCGCUGAUAACCUACAGACCUGAUCUACUGAUGGCCUUCACUUUGUUGGAAACUUAAUGUCUAGGCUGAUCAAGGACAACUCGCGUUUGUUCAUUUCUGUUCUGUGAACUGCUGUCAACAGUCACAGAAGCCAGAUUAGAGCCAUAAUGUCAAAGCUGGGGAUGAAUACUAUUUAUGGGAUUUCAGACUGUUGGAUUAUUAGCCUGUUAAAAAUUGCAGCUCAAUCAAUGAAACUGCACAUCUUUUUGUAUUUGUGCAGUUUUAUGGUUUCAUACAACACGUUCUUUCAGUUGUACAUUGUUGUCAGUAGCCUCUGCUGGACCUGGGGCUCGCCAAUGGUCGGGAGGCAACUAUUACCAGCUACAAACAGUACGAACUAAAAUAUCCUGAUCUCAGUUAUUGUUGUCUACAGGGGGGGUUUAAUAUAAUUAUUAUCCUGGUUACAGAGUUUCUGUGUAAGUACAAUGUCACAGAGAAGGAUGACAAUUUAUUUACCACCUUAGUUUGGCUCAGCCUCCUCUGGCAGCAGACAGGACAUUUAUUUCAGAGCAAAAUAAACACAUUUGACUCUAGGCACCUCAUGCUCAUUUUAGUGCAGCUACAUUUUAACUUCACUCUGGAUACCACAGGUCUUGUGUGCAGGGACUCCCAACAUUUUAGGUGCUGGUGACAUUUACCCCAAAAUGUAGUUUUAAUAGUCACCCAAACCAUUUGCCUCAGUCAGUCAGUCGAAAUUUCCUGUUUUUAUUUGUGACGGCAGACAUGCUGUGAUCUCAUUGCUUUUAUUCCACUGUUACAGUCUGCUCCUUGUUUGUUCAUUUGUGCUGUUUGUGUAUUUUAAGGUCUACGAGGGAGUUUUCUUGAUGCAGCGAUCUCGCUCUGCUUUCUGUCCCUUAUAAAUCUUUGUAUUUUUGUAUAUUUGAACAAUAACUGUAUAUUCAAUAAGCUGAUGGAAAAUAAAUGUGUUUGAGGUUUUAACUUUCUGUUUGUAAGUGAAGGUUGGCUAAUAGAACUGAAGCUAUUGCUGAGUAAUGAUCUUAAAUUAAUCUUUUUUUCUUGUUUUCUGCAGCUGUUUUGCACCCUCAUCGUGUUUUGUUUUGUUUUGUUUUUUUUAUUUUUAUUUUGUGUCUCACAGGUGUACUACCUCAAUGGUGUUAUGAAGCAGAUUUAACUUAUAUACACAUUUGUUGAAAAACUGCUUCCUUCCUUUCCUCCUUUCCUCCAUUGUUCAGUCUUUAAUCAUUACAUCUUGAUAGUAUUAAAACAAAUAACAUCAGUACUAUUAAAAACUGACUUGCUAUUAUGCCUGCGAUUGUUUUGUAGGAGUAGGUGUCCACCAUGUUUUGUGCUCAUUUCCUCCCAUGUGCAACCACACCCAACUAAUGGAGGUAGAUAGGAUCGUAGAGUUUAGUUUGAAGGCUGAAUGCAGUGGAUGUAUGUUUUGUGUUUUUGGAUAAAUAUCUGAAUUUGA